AUGCUCAGCAAUGCCUACCAUGUAACCAAGGGACUCCGGAGAGUCAGAAGGGAAGGCCGGUUCUUCCGUUUUCUAGUAUACCUUUUCAUAAAAGUGGAAACUCUUGUUAGCGACGUCUAUGGUGUCACUUCGGAUGCUCAAUUUCUCCAGACAUUACAGGACAACGUACGGAAGCGAGGAGCACCAUCCAAACUUGUGAGCGAUCGGGCUCAAGCACAAGUUUCCAAAGCAGUGAAAGACUACCUCCGUUGGCUAUGCAUCGAUGACUGGCAAAGCGAACCGCAUCGCCAGAACCAGAACCCAGCCGAACGAAGAUACCAAGAUGUUAAACGAUUAGCCAACAGGAUUCUGGACCGCACCGGAGCACCUCCUACUCUAUGGCUCCUAGCCCUUCGCUAUGCAUCUUUUGUCUACAACUAUACUGCUGUCAAGGGCCUUGGAUGGAUGACUCCAAUCCAAGCGCUGACCGGUAUCACCCCAGAUAUUAGUGUACUCCUUCGUUUCCACUUUUAUGAAAAGGUAUACUAUAAAACGGAAGAACCGGCCUUCCCUUCUGACUCUCCGGAGUCCCUUGGUUACAUGGUAGGCAUUGCUGAGCACGUUGGUCAUGCCAUGACCUACAAGAUCCUGAACCCAGAAACGAAUAAAAUAUUGUUUCGUUCGGAAAUCCGCUCUGCUUCAACUGACACUGAUCCCAACAAACGUCUUCAUACAUCUGAUGGGGAGGACUUGUCAGCCCCUACAAUAAUCAAAUCCAGAAACGACAAGACUAAAGUUCAAACCAUUGUUUAUUCCAGUGACGACGAAUCAGACUCUGAAGACGUUCUUGUGGAAAACAGUGAUCUCAUUGGUCGAACAUUCCUUCUUAAACCAGAUAAAGAAGGCUAUGUCAGACGUGCUGAGAUUGUUGAGCUUAUUGACAAGCAUGAGCACAACACGACCAACAAGCCUGAACAUAUUCGUUUUCGUGUGAGCAUUAACAAAGGUGAAUACGAUGAUAUCAUGGCAUACAACGAGAUCCUAGAGCGUUUGGAAGCCGAUCUGGAGAACCCGAUAGUUUGGAAGUUCAAGCGAAUCAUCUCCCAUCAGGGACCACUUCGACCUGACCAUCCAUCCUACAUGGGUUCGACCUACAACGUAACCAUUGAAUGGGAGAAUGGGGAGAUCACUCCCAAGCAUCAUUGGAGCCGAUGA
This is a messenger RNA of Cylindrotheca closterium, 1194 nucleotides long. NCBI's taxonomy places the organism in Eukaryota, Bacillariophyta, Bacillariophyceae, Bacillariales, Bacillariaceae. The record is from the annotation of a GenBank genome assembly.